This is a messenger RNA of Candidozyma duobushaemuli, 1638 nucleotides long. RefSeq names its product bifunctional DRAP deaminase/tRNA pseudouridine synthase. The transcript has a single exon. Gene Ontology annotation, molecular function: RNA binding; pseudouridine synthase activity. Gene Ontology annotation, biological process: pseudouridine synthesis. Lineage: Eukaryota; Fungi; Ascomycota; Pichiomycetes; Serinales; Metschnikowiaceae. The record is from RefSeq and is a predicted model, not a curated record. Bases 1 to 1638 code for a protein of 545 amino acids.
AUGAAAUUCAGAGACGAUCACGGGUUUCGGGUAAAACAGCAGACUAUCGACAAGGAUAAGGUGAACUCAGAAGCCCAGCCUGGAAAGACCAUUUUCGAGGAGGAGACAGAGGGAGCCUCUUAUGUUAUAGAAGGCCCGCUUCGAAGAACAACGCUGUACUACUUCACGUACUUGACGUAUUGCAAGCAGAGAUGGCGGGACAGGAAGAUCUUGGAUGUGUUUCUCGAUGAGUUCAGGGAAAAGGAUCCAGAAAUCUACAGGAAAGCCAUUGCCAGCGGACAAGUCACUAUCAACAAGAAACCCACUACGUUGGAGCUGGUCGUCAAGAAUGGCGAUCUCAUAUCACACAGAUGCCAUAGACACGAACCGGCUGUAUCGCUGAGACCGAUCAAAAUCGUUUUUGAAGACGACAACGUCAUCGCCAUUGAUAAACCUUCGGGAAUCCCCGUGCAUCCUACGGGCCGCUACCGCUACAACACCAUCACGAAGAUCUUCCAGCACGAGUUUGGAAAAACCGUGCAUCCAUGCAACCGCUUGGAUAGACUCACACUGGGACUCAUGUUUCUCGGAAAGAACGCACGAGGUGCUGAUUUUUUUGUCAAGCAGAUCAGGGAAAGAAACGUCAGGAAAGAGUACAUCGCCAGGGUGAAGGGCAGGUUUCCAGUAGAGCCAGUUGAGGUGGAUCAGCCUCUUCACACUGCUUCGCCAAAACAUGCAUUGAAUGUUGUGGACCACGAAAACGGUAAACCUGCUACUACCGAGUUCAAGCGUGUUUCUUACGAUCCGGCUUCUGAUACGUCUAUCGUCAAGUGCCACCCAUUAACCGGAAGAACCCACCAAAUUAGGGUCCAUCUUCAGUACAUUGGCCAUCCUAUCGCCAACGAUCCAAUCUACUCGAGUGAAUUCGUGUGGGGUCCUGAAUUGGGCAAAGACAAUGUAGGAGCUCCUUCAGAGGUCAUUGCAAACCUAGACAGGGUUGGUAAGGACAAGGCGUGUUCUACAUGGAUACAUCCCGAGGAAGACGGUGAAAUUCUAUCUAAAAACCAAUGUCCCGAAUGUAAGAUGCCACUCCACACCGAUCCAGGCCCUAACGACCUAGAUCUCUGGCUUCAUGCUUAUAAAUAUGAGGCCUCCGAUAAGCUGUGGUCGUACUCGGCCCCAUACCCAGACUGGGCCAUCAAUCCACACCGCAAGUUCAUGGAGCUUGCUAUAGAACAAGCCAAAAAGUGUGGCGAGACCCAGACACAAUUCAAUGUCGGUGCCGUUUUGGUGCUUGACGGCGAGGUGCUUGCAACCGGUCAUUCCCGUGAAUUACCUGGCAACACCCACGCAGAGCAGUGUGCCUUGGAGAAGUACUUCAAGGAGCACAACACUCAAGACGUUCCUAAGGGUACUGAGUUGUUCACCACCAUGGAGCCCUGCUCAUACCGUUUGAGUGGAAACUUACCCUGUGUCGACAGAGUGUUAGCCACCAGCAUCAAAACCUGUUUUGUGGGUGUUCUUGAGCCUGACACUUUCGUCCAAAACAACACCGGCAAGGCCAAGUUGGAGGGGGCUGACGUCGAGUAUAUACAUAUCUCAGGCUAUGAGGAUGAGUGUCUUGAGAUUGCCAAGUUGGGCCAUGACAAAAAGGAGUGA